GGGGAUUCAUGUGAUCGGGAGGCGGGGCGGGAGCACGUGGUUCCUCCUCGGAAGUGGCGGCGGCCUAGGGCAGCAGCGUGGGGGUGGCAUGGGCGCCCCCGGGGGGAAAAUCAACCGGCCUCGCACGGACCUGAAGAAGAAGCUCUUCAAGAGGCGCCGGGUGCUGAGCCGCGAGAAGAGGAAGCGGCGCCGGAUUGUGGGGGCAGUGGUGGACGAGGGGCUGAUCACCGUGCACCACCUCAAGAAGCGAUCGUCCAGCUCCCGCGCCAACAUCACUCUGUCGGGGAAGAAGCGCAACAAGCUCCUGAAGCAGCUUCGUCACACCGCCAAGGAGAAGGCCACCAUGCAAGGGACAUCUCUGGAGUUUUCUUGUCUCUGGGCUCACCUGCCUGAGGGAGAGGCCACCCCUUCCUUCCUCCCACCCUGCAGUUGAUGCUGCUGCAAAGCCGGAGGGAACGACGGCGCGAUCCGGGAGGAGACGGAAGCCGCCAGGCUCCCAGGAUGUGGAGAUGAAGGAUGCGGGGGCCGAGCUGGACGCGGAGAACUGAACCCUCUGGGAGGCUGGAGGCAGCUCUGCCAGCUGUGGCGGGGCCUGUGCCCGGGGACUUGGUGGCCCAGUUUCGCUGCCGGCAGGUGGGAGCCGCCAUCCUGCUCCCUGGCUCUGACUGGGUUGAUUCUCUCCUGGACUCUUUGGAGCAAGUGGGUGCUUCUCGGCUAUUUCCUGCUGGAGUCGCUUUCCCAGCACUGGAGGAAGCGGCUGGCGGGCUUUGCCGUGAGGCGGACGAGGCUGCUGUGAAAUAAAUGAAGCCAAGAGCUCCAUGUGACAGCGA
Alligator sinensis (Chinese alligator) is the source of this 830-nucleotide messenger RNA. RefSeq names its product chromosome unknown C11orf98 homolog (gene CUNH11orf98). Bases 89 to 433 code for a protein of 114 amino acids. The transcript is spliced from 5 exons. NCBI's taxonomy places the organism in Eukaryota, Metazoa, Chordata, Crocodylia, Alligatoridae. The record is from RefSeq and is a predicted model, not a curated record.